CAUAGGGAGUGGACUAUAAAUGCGAGCAGAACCUCUGCAGAGGUCUCGGUUGGUUUGGACAGGGUGCGGUAGUUCGUGAAAGUAGACGCUGACUUCAACAAUACCCCAGAACUAAAGGAUUACAAUGGCCAGCCGAACAAACACAUCUUCUUACAAAAGGAUGUUCGGUGGGGAGCGACCAGCGAUGGUUCGGUCCACUUACUCCAGCCGGCAGUACAGCAGCCCGGUGCGCACCACCUCUCGCGUGUCCUACAGCAGCGCGUCCUCCGCGUCUCCAUCCAUCUACAUGAGCAAGGGCGCGAGGGUGCGCAGCAGCGCGCCGCUGCCCAGACUCGCCACCGAGACGCUGGACUUCGGGCUCGCCGACGCCAUCAACACCGAGUUUAAAACCAACCGAACCAACGAGAAAGCGGAGAUGCAGCAUCUCAACGACAGGUUUGCCAGUUACAUAGAUAAAGUGAGAUUUCUGGAGCAGCAGAAUAAGAUCUUGAUCGCGGAGCUGGAGCAGAUGCGGGGCAAAGGCUCGUCCCGGGUCGGUGAUCUGUACGAGGAUGAGAUGAGAGAACUGAGGCGACAAGUGGACCAGCUCACCAACGAGAAGGCCACAGUGGAGGUGGACCGGGACAAUCUGGGAGAGGACAUCGAGCGCCUCAAAGAGAAACUUCAAGAAGAGAUGCUCCAGAGAGAGGAUGCGGAGAACACCCUUCGGGGCUUCAGACAGGAUGUUGAUAACGCCUCCCUGGCUCGUCUGGAUCUGGAGAGAAAAGUGGAAUCCUUGCAAGAAGAGAUUGCUUUCUUGAAGAAGCUUCAUGAUGAGGAACUUGCCGAACUGCAGAUUCAGAUCCAGGAACAGCAUGUGCAGAUUGAUAUGGAGGUGGCCAAACCUGACCUCACCGCUGCCCUGAAAGACGUCCGGCAGCAGUACGAGACUCUGGCUUCCAGGAACCUCCAGGAGUCUGAGGAAUGGUACAAAUCCAAGUUUGCUGACCUGUCAGAAGCUGCUGCCCGUAACAACGAAGCGAUUCGUCUGGCCAAGCAGGAGGCCAAUGACUAUCGCCGCCAACUUCAGUCUCUCACCUGCGACUUAGAAGCUCUUAAAGGAACUAAUGAGUCCCUGGAGCGUCAGCUGAGAGAGAUGGAAGAUAACUUCUCCAUGGAGGCAUCUGGUUACCAGGACACCAUCGCUCGUCUAGAGGACGACAUCCGCAACAUGAAGGAUGAGAUGGCGCGCCAUCUACGUGAAUACCAGGAUCUGCUGAACGUUAAAAUGGCCCUGGAUAUUGAGAUCGCCACCUACAGGAAGCUGCUGGAAGGGGAAGAAAGCAGGAUCACCACACCAUUCCCCAACCUCUCAUCAUUAACCCUUCGAGAGACCAUGAAGGAAACCAGACCUGCGAUGGACAGCCUGUCAAAGAAAGUGGUGAUAAAGACCAUCGAGACCAGAGAUGGACAUAUAAUCAACGAGUCCUCCCAAAAUGAUGAUCUGGAAUGAGCCGCAUGUGAACAUGUGACCAGUAGUGGCACUAGAGAGCUGAAGAUCCAUGCUGGAGUAGGACGAAGAGGAAUGGAGUUUCUUUUGUUGUUUCUGUUGAGAGUAAAAUAGAAAAACAGCUUUAAAGUGCCUUUUUUUGCAUUGCCACAUUAGAGCGGUCUGUUGAUAGAGCUGUAUUAGAGCUGAAAAGAUAACGUAGGCCACUGAAUAAGCCAGCUUUAUCCAGGUUUAUGUUUACCACGAUGUCUGUAGUUUACACUGUUGAAGACCACAGCAAUACUGCUACACCUUUUCUUGUUUUGUAUAAUUGUCGCAAAUGACCAAAAACUUGAUGAACUCGUCUCUCUUCCACCACAAGAAGACCAAACUGUCGACAAAUUUCCACAAAUUCAAUAAACCUUUUAAAGAAUAA
This is a messenger RNA of Cyprinus carpio (common carp), 1904 nucleotides long. It is a transcript of the gene vim, whose product is annotated as vimentin. Gene Ontology annotation, cellular component: axon; plasma membrane; intermediate filament. Gene Ontology annotation, molecular function: structural constituent of cytoskeleton. Gene Ontology annotation, biological process: intermediate filament organization. The record is from RefSeq and is a predicted model, not a curated record. Lineage: Eukaryota; Metazoa; Chordata; Actinopteri; Cypriniformes; Cyprinidae.